GGGACUGCCGCUACCUUUCUGGAAGGCGCCGGCCGGCCAGUCCCCGGAGGGAUCCCGCCAGAGGCGGCUCCGCGUCUCCAGCAGCGGGGCAGGGACCCGGGCGCCCCGCCCUCGCCAGCGCCCGCCCCCGCCCGCCCCCGCCCGCCCCCGGCCCGCCCUCCGUAUCUGGCCCCUGGGCAGCUGCCCGGGGAGGCGGCCAGCGAGCUGGGGCCGCGCAAUGUCGCACGGAGCCGGGCUCGUCCGCACCACGUGCAGCAGCGGCAGCGCGCUCGGACCCGGGGCCGGCGCGGCCCAGCCCAGCGCGAGCCCCUUGGAGGGGCUGCUGGACCUCAGCUACCCCCGCACCCACGCGGCCCUGCUGAAAGUGGCGCAAAUGGUCACCCUGCUGAUUGCCUUCAUCUGCGUGCGGAGCUCCCUGUGGACCAACUACAGCGCCUACAGCUACUUUGAAGUGGUCACCAUUUGCGACUUGAUAAUGAUCCUCGCCUUUUACCUGGUCCACCUCUUCCGCUUCUACCGCGUGCUCACCUGUAUCAGCUGGCCCCUGUCGGAACUUCUGCACUAUUUAAUCGGUACCCUGCUCCUCCUCAUCGCCUCCAUUGUGGCAGCUUCCAAGAGUUACAACCAGAGCGGACUGGUAGCCGGAGCGAUCUUUGGUUUCAUGGCCACCUUCCUCUGCAUGGCAAGCAUAUGGCUGUCCUAUAAGAUCUCGUGUGUAACCCAGUCCACAGAUGCAGCCGUCUGAUGAGGCCACAACCCCUAAGCCCCUCAGGAGCUUUGCAGAGAGGAGGACGUGUACUCCAGGCGAGGCCUCUGGACCUGUGUUCCUGUGCCAAAGUCCUGUCAGGCUGGUGGGCACCAGGAAAGGCCUGCACCCUCUUCCUGCUCUCCCAGGAAGCCAGCUCCCUGAGCUCCUGAGCCAGCCGGAAACUCUUCCUCCAGCCUUCCAGGGAGAACAUCCCUCCCAUUCUGGGAAAGGGAAAGCAGCCUCCAGGGAAAUCUGUUUUCUGCCUUCCUGCUUCUAGAACCACCUCAGGUACUGAUGAACCCCACUUAGCACAGCUGAAGGGGUUUGUGAAUACUCCUGCCUAAAUCCCUUCUACUUCACUCCUCAGGGGAGUGAAGCGCCUUAAGAAACAAAGCCCUCUCCUAAUUUAUCUAGCUUGUCAGUCCGGUCUUAGAGAUACCCUCUUUCCUGAAGUGAGGUGUGCCUGUAGGAACACUAUGUGGUCAGCCUGUCCCCAAGGAGAUCUUGUGUCUCCUCUCCAUCUCUGCCUUUGUUACCAGUGUGCAUGUGUUUGUGUGUUUUUUAAUAAAAUAUUGACUCGGCCAGUU
Pan troglodytes (chimpanzee) is the source of this 1335-nucleotide messenger RNA. It is a transcript of the gene CMTM7, whose product is annotated as CKLF like MARVEL transmembrane domain containing 7. Bases 218 to 745 code for a protein of 175 amino acids. Gene Ontology annotation, cellular component: membrane. The record is from RefSeq and is a predicted model, not a curated record. Lineage: Eukaryota; Metazoa; Chordata; Mammalia; Primates; Hominidae. The transcript is spliced from 5 exons.